Molecule: messenger RNA, 739 nt
Organism: Nipponia nippon (crested ibis)
Lineage: Eukaryota; Metazoa; Chordata; Aves; Pelecaniformes; Threskiornithidae
Source: RefSeq, a predicted model, not a curated record
AUGGGCUCCCCGGAUGGCUACCGACUCCUUCGCAGCCUCUCCACCAGGCUGCCCAAGACGUGGAAGCCGCAGCUCUUCGAGCGGCAGUUCUACAGCGAGAUCCUGGACGCCACGCUGACCAUCACCGUCACCAUGCGGACGCUGGACCUCAUCGACGAGGCCUACGGCUUCGACUUCUACAUCCUCAAGACUCCAAAAGCCGAUAUGUGCUCAAAGCUCGGGAUGGAUUUGAAGCGAACGAUGCUGCUGCGACUCGCACGGCGGGAUCCUAAACUGCAUCCUGAUGAUCCAGCCAAAAGAGAGGCGAUCUAUAACAAGUACCAGGAAUUUGCGAUCCCAGAAGAGGAAGCUGAAUGGGUUGGCUUGAGUUUAGAAGAAGCAAUAGAAAAACAGAGGCUCCUAGAAAAAAAGGACCCUGUCCCGCUCUUUAAGGUGUAUGCUGAAGAGCUCGUCAACCAACUGAAAGAACAGGCACUGCAGAAGCAGUAGAAGGAAAGAAACCUUUGGAGCAAACCCCCUGCUGCAGAUCAAGCUGUGGGGUUCAGGGAGUCUUCUGUCUGAACCACGUUGUGUGGAGGGGGCCACAUGAAGAGCAUGCCCAGGAGCAUGUUGCAGUUAUCGAAGUCUAAUGACAGCCUAAAUUCAGUGAGGAACCAUUCCUGUGGGCUGAGGAAGGAAUUUCUGUCCUGUGGCCUCUGAAAGCGUUCUUGUAAGACUGACUUAAUGUGGUUCUACCUGU